This is a messenger RNA of Cuscuta campestris, 1074 nucleotides long. The record is from the annotation of a GenBank genome assembly. NCBI's taxonomy places the organism in Eukaryota, Viridiplantae, Streptophyta, Magnoliopsida, Solanales, Convolvulaceae.
CGGUUCUGAUCGGACUUUCCACUCUCUAUAUCUAUCAAAUUUCGUUCUCCAAUUUCGAUUUGGAGUCAAGACGACGAAGAAGAAGAAAGAUGUCGGACUAUUUGCCUCAGGAAUCCAGAUCCCUAACCAAGAAGAUGAAUGCCUAUUUGCCUCCUGAAGUCAUCGCGCUCAUCCUCCGCCGACUCCCGGUGAAAUCGGCGGUGAAAUGCACCGCCGUCUGCAAAUCCUGGUACGCUCUCAUCAAAGAUCCCUCUUUCAUUUCCACUCAUCUGCAACGGGAUGCGUCUUUCCAGGACGGCCUUCUCCUCCUCAGUUUCAUUGAGGACAGUGAGACUGAGAGAUAUGUUUAUCGUUUGUAUCGCGACAAUGAUGCCUUUGAAGAGUACAAGCAGCUCUUCUUACCCUUCAAGCGAUUAAGGGAUCCUGAGAUUGUUGGUUCAUGCAAUGGCCUGAUUUGUCUCUCACAUGUUGAGAAAGAUGCUUGGAAUAUAGUUUUGUGGAAUCCUUCCAUUCACAAACAUUUCAUUUUGCCCGAGCCUGAUUUGCCCGCGGCCUGUGAGGUCUAUUUUUUUGAUACAAUAGGUUUCGGGUUUGAUUCGGUAUCAAAUGACUACAAAGUGCUUCUAAUUCUGUCUGAUGCUGAAACCGAAGAUUUCAAUGAUGUCUGGUUAUUUUCCUUGAAUGGGCGUUCUUGGAAGAGGCUUACUGAAGUUUCUCCCAUUAAUGGUAUACAAGUCACAAUUGAGGUUGGCUUUGAGUUUCUAUAGUCUUUGACUACUUGAUUUUACAAGGAACAAUAUGUCUUGUGAUGAUGAUGAUGAUGAUGGUGAUGGUGAUGGUGAUAGUGAGAAUGGUGAUGGUGAUGAUGCACUCUUUAUGACUCUCACCUCCCCCCAACCCUACGGUAAACGCGUGUAAUAUGUUUAUGGUGAUGAUGAAUUGAUGAUGUACUACUCUUCAUAGGUCAUUCUCCCCUUGCUGUAAUAGUUGAUGAUACUAGCCUAGUUCUGUGGUUUGAUUCCCAUCUCUGCCUAUUUUCUUUAAAAUGCACACUUGCUUUGAAUGUAUUCGUUU